AUUUCGUCGUCGGGUUUGCAAUGCAACGUUGCCAAUAUCUGUUAUGUUGUGUGUGUUCAUUUUGUUGCAUUUAACAUCAAUAACUGAUUUUAUUAAUAAAAAUAAAAAUAAAAUAAUGUUUUAAUUAUUGAAACACAGUUUUUAUUGUGUGUGUGUAAUAAUAGUGUAAAAUUUAAAAAUGGACCCCAGUCUGCCGCCUCAAACUUUUGCACCACCUCCGGGAAUAGGGACGCCGCCUCUGAUGCCCCAGGUUCCAUUACCAGGUAUGCCUGGUUUCCCCCCAAUUAUACCUCCACCCUUCAGCGUACCUCCGCCGGGAUUCGGUGCUGCUAUACCUCCCGUGGUCGUCCCACAAACCAGCGUUAGCAGCGAAUGGACUGAACAUAAGGCACCAGAUGGCAGGACCUAUUAUUACAACAAUACCACCAAACAAAGCUCAUGGCAAAAGCCCGACUGUAUGAAAACACCUGGAGAACUGUUACUUUCUCAAUGCCCUUGGAAAGAGUAUACGGCUGAUAAUGGCAAAAUUUAUUACCACAAUGUUAAUACUAAAGAGUCUAGGUGGGUUAUACCGCCAGAAUUGGAGGAAAUUAAGGAAAAAGUUGCAGAAGAAGAAAGCAAACCAAAAUCUUCACCGCUUGAUUUAAAGGAAAUUUCUAGUCCUUUGCCAGCAGCGACAAUAUCUGCUCCCAUUUCGGAAGCUAAUUCACCGAAUAUUUCAAAUUCUACCUCCAGUCCUGGUCCGAAAAGUAAUGCCUUGGAAGCGGCAAUGGCGGCCACCUUAGCUGCCAUUUCGAUACCGACACCUCCUAAUAAGCCUGGCGACGAAGAUUCAAUGUCCAAUCAUAGCGAGAAAAAAGAAGCAAAACCUCCCAGUGUCGAACCUAAAGUUUACAAAGACAAAAAAGAAGCAAUGGAAGCUUUCAAGCAGCUACUCAAAGAUAAAAACAUUGCUUCCAAUGCUUCAUGGGAGCAGUGCGUUAAGAUCGUUCAAAAUGAUCCUCGGUAUGAAUCUUUUAAGAAACUUAACGAAAAGAAACAAGUAUUCAAUCAAUACAAAACUCAAAAACAAAAAGACGAAAAAGAAGAACAACGAAUAAAAGCGAAAAAAUCCAAAUCUCAACUAGAAGAAUUCCUGAUGAAUUCCGAUAAAAUGUCUUCCACCACCAAGUAUUACAAGUGCGAGGAACUGUUUGGCCAUUUGGAAGUGUGGCAAACUGUUUCGGAAGGUGACAGGAGAGACAUUUACGACGACGUAGUAUUCGCGUUGGCGAAAAGGGAAAAAGAAAACGGCCAGAUAUUGAAGAAGAGAAACAAAAAGAAACUGGCCGAAGUGCUAGAGUGUAUGACAAAAAUUAGUUAUGAUACAACUUGGAAUGAAGCACAGGUUUUGUUACUGCAAAACGGAUCAUUUCAAAAAGAUUACCAAUUAUUGGCUAUGGACAAGGAAGAUGCACUGGUAGUUUUUGAGGAGCAUAUUCGGCUUUUGGAAAAAGAGUUUUUGGAAGAUAAAGAAAAGGUAAAACGUCGUCAAAAAAGACAAUAUAGAAAAAACAGAGAUCAAUUCUUGUCUUUGCUGGAUCAUCUUCACGAAGAAGGCAAACUGACUUCAAUGUCUUUGUGGGUGGAAUUGUAUCCUCUUAUAUCGGCAGAUAUACGCUUUUCUGCUAUGCUAGGUCAAACAGGUUCCACUCCAUUAGACUUAUUCAAAUAUUUCGUGGAAGAUCUAAAAUCGCGAUUUCACGACGAAAAAAAAAUAAUUAAAGACAUUUUAAAAGAAAAAGAAUUUGACGUGAAAGCUUCCACUUCAUUCGAUCAAUUUGCCACAAUUAUUUGCGAAGACAAACGAAGUGCCACAUUGGACGCUGGUAAUGUUAAGUUAACGUAUAAUUCAUUAUUGGAAAAAGCUGAAAUAAAAGAAAAAGAAAGAUUAAAGGAGGAAUCUAAACGAAUAAAAAAAUUGGAAAAUGCCUUUAAAAACCUCCUAAAGGAUUUAAAUGUAGACUUUGAAAAACCUUGGGAAGACAUCAAAAGUAAAGUCGAAAACCAAGAAGAGUAUAAAGCAUUCGCCAACGACUCCGAACGUCAAAAAGCCUAUAAGGACUUCCAACACGAAAUGGAAGAAUCCUGUUCGCACCAUCAUUCGCGUUCGCGCAAAUCGAAGAAAAACAAAAAGAACAAGGUCAAGUAUCGUGGAUCAAGCUCCAGCGACUCUGAUGAGAAACACAAAAAGUCGAAACAUAAAUCUAGAAGCACCAGCCCCGAAUCUGAGAGCGACUAUGCGAAUAGCAAGAAGAAGAAGUCGAAAAAGAAGCAUAAAAGGAGAAGUCGAUCUAGUUCCCCUUCGGAUAGAACGAGAAGUGGCGAAAUGAGCGAGAGUGAGCUAGAGAAACAACGCGCCUUACUAUUGGCCAAAUUAAAAGAUGAGAGUGACUAGCACAAUAAUUAAAAAACACCAGAAUCGUUGUAAAAUAUAUUCAGAGGGAAUUUUGUAUUAUACAUAUUUUCUCAAAACUAUCAAUUUGUUUAUUGUAUGUAUGAAGGUAUACAAAGGUGUAUUUUUUGCAGGGCUGGUAAUAAUCAUAAUUAUUGGGAAUGUUAAUUCUCGGUUUACUCAGUAAAAUAAUACAUAUUUUUUAGGAAAAUAUUUUGUGUUUUAUUCCAA
This is a messenger RNA of Ceutorhynchus assimilis (cabbage seed weevil), 2665 nucleotides long. NCBI's taxonomy places the organism in Eukaryota, Metazoa, Arthropoda, Insecta, Coleoptera, Curculionidae. The record is from the annotation of a GenBank genome assembly.